AGAAAUGAACCAAUGCAAUACAAAGCUGAGCUCAUAAUUAACAAACAAUAGUAUUCUCUUUUGAUCAAACAAUGGCUCAUGUUAAGCUUGCUCCUUUUGCUGCUGUCUUCUUACUUGCCGCGUUCUGUAUGUCCCAUGCAUUUCUAUUUAUAUGAUAUUUUAGAACUCAUGGAGAAAUUAAUCUAUAAUAAUGUGAUGUUCCCCAUGAAGAAAGUAGAAGCUGCAGAUUGUUUGAUUAGUUGCAGCCCAGAUUCUCCCCAUUGUGAUGUUGGUUGUGAGUGCCACAUCACUAGUCUUUUUUCAGGUUCAUGCUUUUCUAAAUUUUUGGUAGAUCCUAAGAAGAUGGUUGAGAAAUAUUCUAAGGUAUGUCAGUCUCAUACUGAUUGCACAAAGAAAGGUAGUGGGAGUUUUUGUGGACGUUAUCCAAAUUCUAUUUUGGAAUAUGGCUGGUGUUUUGCCUCUGAGUCUGAAGCAGAAGACAUAUUCUUCAAGAUUGCCUCUAAAUCUAAAUUCUCAAAAGACUUCUUGAAGAGGCCUAUUACUGUUUAAUAUUGAUAUUUCCAAAAAAAAAAAAUCUACCAUGCUGGAUAUAAUGCAUCUACCUCUACCACUUUAAAUAAAUAGUCUUUGUUUCCGACUAAAUAACUGAAUUUUAGAUAUCCAUCCAAAUUUCAAUUAAUGAUGUAUGUGCAUGGGUGUGGCCCUUUAAUAUAUUGUGUUACUUUACAAGUUGUGAAUCA
Messenger RNA from Medicago truncatula (barrel medic), 740 nucleotides. Its product is annotated as albumin-1. The record is from RefSeq and is a predicted model, not a curated record. Lineage: Eukaryota; Viridiplantae; Streptophyta; Magnoliopsida; Fabales; Fabaceae. The transcript is spliced from 2 exons. Bases 79 to 549 code for a protein of 156 amino acids.